Molecule: messenger RNA, 1089 nt
Organism: Penicillium robsamsonii
Lineage: Eukaryota; Fungi; Ascomycota; Eurotiomycetes; Eurotiales; Aspergillaceae
Exons: 7
Coding region: 1-1089 (362 amino acids)
Source: RefSeq, a predicted model, not a curated record
AUGGAUUACACAGAUCUUGCUAAUAUUGCUCGAGAAUUAUCUGACCUUGAAGUGGCCCUUUUACUGUGCCUUGCUGCCCGCGAACAUUGCUUGAUUGAGACCACCAGCCACUGUAUUAAUGAUCUUGCCAAAGAACUCGCUUUAAUUGGCUCCACUACAUUCGACUACUCAUAUUGCAUCCUUGACUGUUCAUCUGGAACAUCUAUUGACGAUAUCUUUAAUGACGUUCUCACCCCGGAUGCCCGCGCAAAUUACCGCCCAUCACGUCCGUGGUUGAACGCUGAAACAUCAAGCAAUCGUUCUUCAUAUAAGAGUCUUGGGGAAUACAGCAAACCACCAGCUCUAUCUUCAAAAAUCGGCAGUAACGUUGUCAAUAUUGUAGUCGCCAAAAACUUCAAUUUUGUCAGUGAUGAUAUACAAAUGCACAUGCUACAGUUAAUGCGAUCAAGGGAGUUGAUCACUGAAACCGGGACCCUGAGCGCGCCUCAGGACUUCCUUUUCAUCCCUCUUGUGGCACGAGAUUUUGACCAGCUCCAACCACCUUUAAAACCACACAUGAAUGACAAUUUGUUCAUUUCUCAUUUCCACAGCCCGGAGGCUGGGUAUACCUACCUUGAAGAGAAUGACUGGCUUUCAGAUGGACAAAUGUCUGCUUCCUCUGUUAUUCAUAAUAAGUCAAAUGGCAAACAGCCGAAGAGUGCUACAGUCAGUUCGUCGGUGAUAGAUCAACUUCGAGAAACAAGUGCGUCGGUGAGCAUGAGCGCGGAAGUUGUCCGAUAUAUCCAGGAUAUCGUUGUGUUUCUGCGACUCAGUCGCGCUGUUGCGAGUGGUGUAUCUGCCAAUGCAAACAUUCAAUUUUCUCGAUUUUCACAACUUCUAGCUCCUCUACAUGGUAUCGAUUUUAUGACUCCCUCCAUUGUAGCCCUAGCCGCCAGGAAAGUCUUUCGCCAUCGCAUUACUGUCACUGCUCCCGGCGAAGACCGCAGUCUGCAGUAUGGAAGUAACUUAUAUGCGGUAUCGCAUGUUCUCGCUGACGUAACGCCAGAUUCAAUACUGGAUGGCGUCCUGGCGCUCGAGCCGCCUUUAUGA